Messenger RNA from Folsomia candida, 1270 nucleotides. RefSeq lists its product as uncharacterized. The record is from RefSeq and is a predicted model, not a curated record. Lineage: Eukaryota; Metazoa; Arthropoda; Collembola; Entomobryomorpha; Isotomidae. Bases 170 to 1036 code for a protein of 288 amino acids. Gene Ontology annotation, molecular function: glycine N-acyltransferase activity. The transcript is spliced from 4 exons. Gene Ontology annotation, cellular component: mitochondrion.
CUGUAUAACUGUUCAUUUCAUUUAAACAUCGCAUUAAGUCCCAUAAAGAACUUCCUCGUGAUGUGACUAAAUUACUAACUGGAACUAGUAGUGUUAUAUUCCCGUAAAAUUUACUGUCGCAUUGAACAUUCUCAAUUCUUGGAGAUUUAGCACUUCAGAAGCAUUUCAAAUGAAUAUUAGUACAAACAAAGUAGACCGGUUCCAAGUUAUCGAGUCAAGAAAUUAUUCAACUAUCUUGCAGAUUUUGAGGGAUAGGCUUCCAAUAUCAGGAGCAAUUUAUAAUGUGGCUGUUACAAUUUGCAAAGAUAAUACAAAGAAAAUGGAAUGCUAUUCAUUGGACGGAGAGCUAACUGAGGAAAAGGCAGUAAUUUUGAUCAAUUAUAUAACAGAGGAUGUCGGUCAGAACAUAAAUAUUUCGCUGCCAUCCAACUUCAUAACAAUAACUCAAGAUUUCAAGGAAGCCCUUCUUUCUACUUGUGCAAUCAAUUGGACAGGGUCUCACAUGUUUGUCGGUAUUGAAAGAAUCCUAAGUCCUCUUAUUGUAGAGAUUAGCGCCUUCACUAUGGGAAAUAGUGUCGACGUAACGCCCACCUUGUCGUAUUGGAUUUCCCCACAAAAAAUUGACGAACUGACAAUGCAAAAACAAGGGAAUAUCCAAACAAAACAGUUGGACGUUGGUCAUGGUGUCGAAUUCUUUAUGAAAAACACACCCAACGCUAAAUCAGAAGAACGCAUACGAUCCAUGAUUACCAAUAGUGUAUCGAUUGGUGCCUAUAAAGAGGGGGGAAUCGUAGUGGCUGCUGCAUUACUGUCUCAUCGAGGACAGGUCGGCCCGUUGCUAACUGCACAGGAUCACAGACGAAAUGGUUACGGGUUAACUUGCAUGAUUGAGCUGCUGAAGGAAAUGAAGAACCAGGGAUUCCAAGGGGCAAGUUCGGUUGUCAAGGAUAACGUCAAGUCGAUAAGACUACAUGAAAAGUUGGGAAUGACGAUGACACAUGAGUCGGAUUGGAUUUCUCAUACUAGGGCGGAAUAAAUAGUUGCUUCUGGUAUAGGGGGUUCUGUAAAUUGGUUAAUUAUGGAUAUGACCAUUCCUUACGCUUUACCUAUCCUAGUUAGACUUGAAUUUUUAUUGGUUUACGAUAAUAAUCAGUAUGCGAAUUAAAAAAGCCCCAAAAUAAAAUUUUAGUUUGCAAGGAAAAAUAAUUUGUAAGGAAGAUGUAUGUAAAUACGCUGGAACUAUCUAAGCAAUAAAAUUCGUAAUGUUUUA